Messenger RNA from Dendrobium catenatum, 946 nucleotides. RefSeq names its product probable CCR4-associated factor 1 homolog 11. Gene Ontology annotation, cellular component: P-body; CCR4-NOT core complex; CCR4-NOT complex. The record is from RefSeq and is a predicted model, not a curated record. The transcript has a single exon. Gene Ontology annotation, molecular function: nucleic acid binding; poly(A)-specific ribonuclease activity. The coding region runs from base 20 to 829 and encodes 269 amino acids. NCBI's taxonomy places the organism in Eukaryota, Viridiplantae, Streptophyta, Magnoliopsida, Asparagales, Orchidaceae.
GCAAGGAAGCUCUGCUCUCAUGGCUUCUCUUCGUCAGGUGGAUAUCCGAAACUUCUACAUCGAAUCGGCCUCCUUCAUCCAGUUUUCUCGCCGUUGCCGCUCCCCCUUCGUCUUCUUCGACACAGAGUUCCCGGGCUGCAUUUUCCGAUCAUCGAAGCAUCACACGCUUCUCUCCCCUGCCGAGCGCUACUCUGUCCUGAAACUGAACGCCGACGUGAUUCGGCCCAUUCAGGUCGGCAUUACUAUCAGCGACGGCGCCACCUCCACCGCUUCCUGGCAGUUCGAACUCCGGGACUUCGACCUGCACAGCCACCCCCACGCUCCCAGCUCGGUCGCUCUGCUCGAGUCUUCUGGGAUAAAUCUUACCCGGAAUCGUCAAUUGGGCAUCCCCUCCGUCUGGCUCGCCCACCUUCUACUUGACGCUGGCCUCGUCGGCGACUUCUCUAGAGCGACAUGGGUAGCUUUUCACGGAUGCUACGAUUUUGCUAUCUUGUUCAAAGCCCUGUUUCAACUGACCACGAAACUACGUGUGAGGCUGUCGGAGACCAUGGAGGAGUUCAUCGCGCUGACAAUGUGGUAUUUUGGUGGCCGCAUAUAUGAUAUCAAGUGCUUGAUUAGAAGAUGCGAUGGGCUUUACGGGGGGCUGGAGAAGGUGGCUGAGAAGUUGGGCGUGAAGCGUGCGGAGGGGAAAGCGCAUCAAGCGGGGUCUGAUAGUUUGCUGACUUGCAAGGUGUUCCUGAGGAUGAAGAAGGUUUAUUUCGGUCCUUCUGAUGACGGAAAAGAGAAGAAAAUGCCCUUUGAAGGGCUUAUUUUUGGACUUAACAGUUGAUGAUGAUGAUGCUGAGGAUAUGUUCUAUGUUAGUUUUGCUGCUUACAGCGCAAAACAAUUUUGUUAUGGAAUAUAUCCAUUUAUGAAGGUUCUGAAAGUAGAAUCUUGUUGAUAUGU